AUGACGUCCUCACCUCUCUUUGCGAUAGCCCUAGCAAUAUUUGCCACCUUCCUGAGACUGGUGAGCGGAGAUUCGUCCUCAGCAUGCAAUCCUCUGAAUGGCCCGUGCCCUGCGAUCCCUGGCUUAGCAACUGGCGAGUAUUUCAUGGAUUUUACCCAACAAACCACGACGCCCUCAGACUGGAUCCUCGCGGACUACGCCACUGUCGGCUACGGGCCUAACGGUGCUAAUUUUACCUUCGCGAAGCGUUAUGAUGCUCCCUAUAUUUGGACUCGCUUCUAUCUUCUCUUCGGUCGAAUUGAAGUGGUUGUGCGGGCGGCCCCAGGCGCUGGCAUUAUCACAAGUUCAGUCAUGAUGUCGGACGAUCUUGACGAGAUAGACUGGGAGUGGUCGGGAAACAACUUUGCCGGAUCCAGUGGUGCCGUGCAGACCAAUUAUUUUGGCAAAGGACAGGUUGGAAAUUCUGACCGCGGUUCCCAACCUGUCGUGGAUGAUCCCGAACACAAAUUCCACACAUAUUCCCUAGACUGGCAACCGGAUAAGUUGGUGUGGUCUAUUGAUGAUGUGGCCGUUAGGACAUUGGAAAACAAUGGCGCAACUACUGGGUCGUACCAGUAUCCGCAGACACCUUCCCGACUGCACCUAGGCCUCUGGUGCUCGGGAGACCCAAGCACUCCUUAUGGGACAGUGUAUUGGGGCGGCGGAUACACGAAUUUCAGCGCCGCUCCGUUCUCAGCGUAUGUGAAAUCCGUCAAGAUCACGACUAACAAUGUCUGUUCAAGCUGGCAAUAUCCUAGUCCAUUUGAUGGCACUUACCAGUCCGUGCAAUGCACGAACCAAACAAUUGCACUUCCAUGUACCUAUACGGUCGUUGCAGGCGAUGACGGCUCCAAGAUUGCCAAAAACUUGACGGUCAAUUUCGAUACCCUCAAGGGAGCCAAUCCUGGAGUCAACUGGGAUCAACUGUUGAUCGGCCAGGUGCUUAACGUUCCUGGCGGUACUUGUCAAAUUUCAACCAUGACAUCAACGUCUGUCACCUCUAGUGUUUCUUUUUCUUCUUCGAUGACUAGUUCUGCAACAUUUUCUUCAACUGCAUCGUUCACUUCGAACUUGACCAGUUGGACGAGUGCUUCCUCCCUUUACACAUCGCCUUCUAGCUCAUCUCUAACAUCCUCAUCCACGACCACUUCAGCAUUCUCGAGUUUGGCUUCUUCAAGCCCAACAGCUUUAUCAACAGCGCAACCAAGCUAUUCAAGCAUGCCAUCUUCGGCGAGCACAACAGCAAGCGGAACAACUUCGGCACAACCAAACUCGAAUUCCACCCCCGCUGUCAUGGCAACUUCUACCUCAGCUUUGAUCACGGUUACCUCGACUACUGGCACCAGCUCGUUUACUACUCUUUGUACGACAGCUGGUGUAGAUAGCACCGCCACCGCCGCCGCAACAACAUCGUCAGCUCCAUCUCAAUCCACAAACUCCUACACCGUGGUUGCUGGUGACUAUGGUUGGGCUAUUGCGAACGCACUGGGCUGCUCUUGGGAUGACCUGAACGCUGCAAAUCCCGGGGUGAAUUGGGAUAAUUUGCAGAUUGGGCAAACGUUGAAUGUCCCAACUCAGACUACUAGCUAUUCAACAUCGACGGCUUCGUCGAGCUCUGGCCCUGCUGUCACCUCUGAUUCGACCUCCGGAGGCCAGUGGACGUCGUCCACCUCGGCGGCUGCUUCAGACUCUGCUUCUGUUGCUCCCUCAGGCCCAGUUACUACCUCUACUCCUGUCACCCCCUCAGGCUCAACCGGUAUUUCUGCAUCUGUCGCUCCUUCAGGAUCAACGAAUACCUCUGGGUGUGGCUCUGGUCAGCCAUGUGGAGGUCAAGUUGGAAACCAGUCAAGCAGUUCUCAACCAGCUUUGGCAAGCUCAGCUGUCCCAACAUCAACUUCUGUUUCCACCAGUCCAACUGUUUCAUCCUCCGCAAGUGCCGCUUACGCCAGUGGCACAACACCCAGUGGAGCGGCCGGCACGAGUCCAACCAGCCCAGUUUCAUCAACAUCAGCAUCUGCUGGUCCCGAGACGUCGCCAGUGAGCCAAUUAACGUCCUCUCAGCCAGUUACCCGCUCGAAUGCCGUGAACCCAGUCACACCUACACCGUCAUCCUUGUCUAAGAUGAUUUGCAACCAAGAUAACUGCCUCCGCAAUUUGAUCGAUCCUCGUUAUUCAUCAACUAUGCGUAACUUCUGUUCAUCCUACACCACCAAAGCAUCCAAUACUGCCCCUCUGCCGACAUUCUUGGCCGGCUGCUCGGCGGAUGCUCGGCGAGUGAGUAGCGCUUGUUCUUGUUUGAUAACUAGCUUUGGCACGGGCACAGCGACUUCGGGGACACCGGCUAUGACGGGACCACCUCUACGCGCAGGGAGUCCGUCGUGGAAGCAGACACCAUCUUGGAAAUUGAAGCGGUCGCCUUUGAGAUGGAAUCGACCGGCUCUGUAA
Cladophialophora bantiana CBS 173.52 is the source of this 2484-nucleotide messenger RNA. RefSeq lists its product as uncharacterized. Gene Ontology annotation, molecular function: glycosyltransferase activity; hydrolase activity, hydrolyzing O-glycosyl compounds. The record is from RefSeq and is a predicted model, not a curated record. Lineage: Eukaryota; Fungi; Ascomycota; Eurotiomycetes; Chaetothyriales; Herpotrichiellaceae. Gene Ontology annotation, biological process: fungal-type cell wall organization; carbohydrate metabolic process. Gene Ontology annotation, cellular component: fungal-type cell wall. The transcript has 2 exons. Bases 1 to 2484 code for a protein of 827 amino acids.